Molecule: messenger RNA, 1782 nt
Organism: Metopolophium dirhodum (rose-grain aphid)
Lineage: Eukaryota; Metazoa; Arthropoda; Insecta; Hemiptera; Aphididae
Exons: 3
Coding region: 252-941 (229 amino acids)
Source: RefSeq, a predicted model, not a curated record
UUCUCGCUAUCUGACGGAACCAAACGGCGUGUGCAUGUGUACAACAAUAUUGUUUCCGAUGUCGUCGUAACGUUAAACAAUAUCAUCCGUCGUUCUCCCAGACGAUAAAUGAACGAAUAAAAGUUCUCGCGGACGAGAGUACGGAACGUUUCCCCGAGAAAACCACUCGGACUUGUGUCUUUAUUAUUAUACAGUUGAGUGAUUGAUAACUUUACGUUUGUAGACUAGUGGGAACAACGCUGCCGUAUGAUAUGGCUUGGAAAUUGUUGAUAACCGUUCACAAUUUCAUUGUAUUGGCGCAGUGCGUGGACUGGUCAGGAAAAAUCUACCAGACAAACGCGGCUUUAGAAAAAGAAAACCUCAUGUUUUGUUACGAGUGCAAUACAAUGGUAAACGGGAAAAGCUGCAGUGAUUUCACAGACAAGGACGAGUAUUUGAGAUUCUCUACGAAAUGUACAGGAGAUAGAAAAACAUGCAUGGUGAAACGAUAUUCGUACACGACGAGCAACGAGAGCACCACUUCCGGCCAACAGCUCUGGUCACUGGAACGCAACUGUUCGGGCAAAUGCGAGGACGGGUGCAUCGUGAUCGGCGAACGGAUCAAGAUCUACGCGUGUCAGGCGUGUUGCGAGUCGCCGCUGUGCAACGUGUCCAACGGAUCCGACCGUCGGUCCUCGACUCCGUCGUUUGUCGUUUGUCUGGCGUUCUUGUUCUUGCUCUUGAGAACUGUCGUCGAUCAGCUACAGUCGCCGUCGUCGAAACGACCGUCCGCCCCAUUCUUUUCCACUUCUUCGUCCUCGUCGUCCGCUCCAUUCCACUUGUCAUCAGACACUAGACACUUGACAAAAAAAAUCAAUACAUAUUUUAUAUUUUUAUCAGCGAACCUAUUCACCUCACGGUUUGCCGCUUUCGACACAUCGUUGAUAUAUUUUUUCCCCUAAAAAAAAAAUAAAUAUAAUAUAAUUACAUAUUUUUAGGUAGUACCUAUUAGGUACCUAUAUUGUACGUAUAAUAGGUGUGUACCUAUAUAAUACCUAGUACCUACCAUAUUAUGCAAUACAUGUACCUAUUAUACCAAUUACCUAUACCUACUAUAGAAGACAUCAGAGGGGCCGAAACAUAAUCUAAAACUCGUUGACAAAAUGCCUACCGAUGAGUGAUGAAUGAUGAUCCACCUCCGUAAACCAAUUAUUUACACUUUUAAGUAUUAACUAAUAAAUUAAUAUCGAAAUAAUAAUAUAGUAAUAUCGAACGAGGAUAACCACUAUAAUAAGUACAUACUAUAUCACAUGACACGUAUCAGUGGCGUAUUUAGGUUUUUGUGUUAUGAGGGAAUAUGAUUGUAUCCAGUAGCCCCGCCUCUAAAGUUAGAGUCCCUAAGUUAGAACUCCGAAAACUUUACUGGCGGGGCUACUGGAUAAAAUCAUAUCCCCCCCAAGACAACCCCCCCCCCCCCCCCCGUAAAUACGUCACUGACACAUUUCAUAGGUAAAACACAUUUUCAGCGUCUCUAUAUUAUAAUAGGUAUAUUAUAUGAUUUUGAUAAAUAUUUUGUGAUUUACUGUGCUAAGUAAAAUAUUAUUGGUAUCUAUCUACCUAGUACUUUUUAUAUAAUAUUAUAAUAUAAUAUAAUAAACUAUGUUUUUUUCGUACUUUAUUUUGUGAAAAUCAACGAUUUUUGUUUCCUAUAAAAAUGUUCUUUGUAUUUGUAGCUAUUUGGAUUUUGCCAGUUGCCAUUAUAUCUGUAUUGUAAUAUAAAAUUAAUAAAUAAUAAUAUCUUUA